GAUUUAUUAACGUUUUAUAAUUAGUAUUAAUAAAGAAUUUUGCACACACAACAAAUCAUGGAGACAUAUGAUACAUCAAUAAGAAUUCAUUAUUUAAUGUACUCUUGUAAGAAAUGCACUGAAAUCAACAAAUAUUUUUGCUGAAUCAGCUCUAAUUCAUACAAGGCCUGUGUACUGUAGAUAGGUUUAACAUAAUAAUGGCCUGAUAUGGGUUUAAAGUUAGUUUUUUGAAUAGAUGCAUGCAUGAACACACACACACACACACACAUGCACACACACAUGCACACACGCAUGCGCGCACACACACACGCACGCACACACACACACACACACACACCAAAGCAAACGAUGUCACAAAGCCAUAACCCAGUGAUGUCAUAAAAUUCUCUCAUGUCACAAAGGAAUCAAUCAGAUACAGAAUCUAUAAGUAACUGCAAACCAGACAGAAUCUCAACCUGAGAGCAACAGGAGAACCACGUUAACUGUGUAGGAUCAAGUCUUUACGUUCGCACACUUCAAUUACGUCUCGAAAUAUAUCCGAAGACCAUCCAUCAACAUCACAAUGAACACGUCAGACAAGCUGCAGAUUUUUAAAGGGAGCACACUCGGCAGGUGCCACACCGUGGAGGCUUUCCUCGGCGAGGGCGGCUUUGGUUUCGUGACCAAAUGCCGCAACACUGAAACUGGCAGGACGGAGGCUGUGAAGGUGAACAAGAAUCACCCCGAGGUCGUUUGUCAGGCAAAACUGGAGAUCUCCAUUCUGAAGAGGCUGCGGUGUCUGGAUCCAGACACCUGUAACAUCGUUAGGUGGAAUGGCUUCUUCUUUGAUCAAGAACACAUUUGCCUGAACUUUGAACUUCUGGACCAAAGCCUGCGGGAUUACAUGGCAGACAGGAAUCAUCAGGGUCUUUCCAUCAGAGAGCUGAGUCCAGUCGUGCAUCAGCUGGCCACAGCCCUGUCCCAUUUGAGAUCGAUCGGAAUCGUGCACGCCGAUCUCAAACCAGAUAACAUCAUGGUUGUGGACCGAAAGCAGCAGCCGCUAAAAGUCAAGUUGAUUGACUUUGGACUAGCUCGUCCUGUGUCAGCAGCUAAAGCUGGUGCCUGUGUACAAACAACAUGGUACAGGGCACCAGAAAUCAUGCUACACAUCCCAUUUAACGAGGCCAUCGACAUGUGGUCUCUGGGACUGGUAGCAGUGGAGCUGGCAACAGGUUGCCCUCUGUAUCCUGGGGAAACAGACUACGACAUGUUGAACUUCAUCAUGGAGACCCAGGGUCAGCUAGCUGACUAUCUGCUGGAUCGUGGAAUGGGCACAGAUUAUUACUUCCACAAACAGCAGAAUAGUCAGCCACGGUGGACAUUCAAGACGCCAGAGGAGUUCGCGUAUGAGACGGGGUUCUACGCUGAAGAGACGAGAUACAUCAGACUGGGGUCUCUUGAUGAUCUCGAGCAGGUCCUGGCCAUGGAGAGGGGACACCAGAGCGACCAGCGUCUUUUCGUAGACCUGGUCAAGAGGAUGCUGCAGCUGGAUGCAGACCUGCGUAUUAAACCCCUGGAGGUUCUGCGGCAUCCUCUUUUUAACCACAGCCCCCCUCAGUGCUCCCGCCCAGACGUCUGCAUUACAAUAGACCUUGAGGAGACUGAGCCUGAAGUGAGCUGGCAGCCUUCCACACGUCAGACAGCAGGACCAGGAGGCAUUCUUCGACGGCGAAGGGUCCCAACUCUAACUGCAGUGUCAGAACAUGAGUGGGCCGCGUUGGAGGAGAAUGACCUGAAAGAGGCCGACGUCCAGCCAGAGGACAACGUCAAGCAGGACGGCUGGUUUAGACGCCUCUUCAGUAGGAUCACAGGCGCUUUCCACAUUCUGCUUUCCUGUGACGGCUAGGACAACAGUUAAACAGUUGAUCAAACAGGUUUUAUCAACUGCUUAACUUAUUAGUUUUAAGUCUAUUAUAAUUUCAAUUGUGUAUAUAUUUAAUGAAUGAACAUGCAAGCUUUUAUUAUGUGAUAGAAAUUCUAUUAUUUCCUUCAGUGAAUCAUGAUGCAGUUGGUAAAGAAUCAUCACAUACAAUAUAAAUGCUUGUUCAUUUCAUGACCUCACUGCUUGUGCACUUUGAAUACUGUUCAGUGUCUUGACAACACCAAGCAGGACGGCUGGUUUAGACGCCUCUUCAGUAGGAUCACAGGCGCUUUCCACCUUCUGUUUUCCUGUGACGGCUAGGACAACAGUU
Molecule: messenger RNA, 2231 nt
Organism: Thunnus maccoyii (southern bluefin tuna)
Lineage: Eukaryota; Metazoa; Chordata; Actinopteri; Scombriformes; Scombridae
Product: homeodomain-interacting protein kinase 2-like
Exons: 2
Coding region: 563-1885 (440 amino acids)
Biological process (GO): peptidyl-threonine phosphorylation; peptidyl-serine phosphorylation
Cellular component (GO): nucleus; cytoplasm
Molecular function (GO): ATP binding; protein tyrosine kinase activity; protein serine/threonine kinase activity
Source: RefSeq, a predicted model, not a curated record